AGAAGCUCAGCUUUGGAGCUCCAUCUUCGUCCUCCAUCUCUUCGCACUCCAUCCUCCCUCUCGUUCAUUUCCUGUAUCAUAACCCCACCAGAAUAAAUAUCACCGCCGCAGUCAGUUGCACAUCAUGGAUCAAUUAGUCCGCCAAUACUCCCAGGCGCCGCAUCAGAACGAGUUCUACUCGGAGCAAGAGCAGCAUGAUCUGGUAGAGGGUCUGCCUCCUCUUUCUCUGAAAUUCGCCCUUCCUCCGGUUGCAAACCACUCUGCUUUCCUCCGUGCGAUGACCGAUGACCAUUCGAACCCCAACUGCCCCAUCAAACUCGCUCACGGAACAACAACACUCGCAUUCCGAUUCCAGGGUGGAAUUAUUGUCUGCACAGAUUCCAGAGCUACGGCUGGAAACUGGAUUGCUAGUCAGACGGUGAAGAAGGUCAUUCCGGUCUCGAGAUUGAGCCGUGCAGAGGAUAAGCCGGGCAACAAUGACCCCGUUCCUGGUCUUCUGGGGACCAUGGCUGGUGGUGCCGCAGAUUGUCAAUACUGGCUUAGAUAUCUGAGUCAACAAUGCACACUACAUGAAAUCCGCCACAAACGCCGCAUCACAGUUGCCGCCGCCUCGAAGAUUCUCGCUAAUCUUACGUACGCAUACAAGGGAUAUGGUCUGAGUAUGGGAACAAUGUUGGCAGGAGUGACACCGCAAGAAGGACCUGCUCUGUACUACAUCGACUCCGACGGUACCCGCCUUCCCGGAAACCUAUUCUGUGUUGGAUCCGGUCAGACUUUCGCCUACGGUGUGCUCGACGCAAACUACCGGUACGAUCUGACUGAGGAGGAGGCUCUUGAGCUCGGACGGAGGAGUAUUCUUGCUGCCAUGCACCGUGAUGCCUACUCUGGUGGUUUCAUCAACCUUUACCACGUGAAGGAAGAGGGAUGGGUCCACCACGGCUUCGACGAUAUGAACCCGAUAUUCUGGAAGACGAAGUUGGAGAAGGGCGAAUUCUCCAACGUUACAUCGACGCUUACAACGCACUUCUAAAGGCUGUUAUGUUAGAUAGGGGAUUACCGUCCUUUGCGAUUUCUUGUUCUCUAAGUAUCCAAUGAAUUUUACCGACUCAUGUCUGUCUGGGUUCAUCGGGUUUCAUCGAACAAGAGCUUAUGACACAACCUACACUUCACUGACCAGAAUUGCCCUGAUGUAAUGAAAAGAACUAAUGCUAUUGCCAAC
Aspergillus versicolor CBS 583.65 is the source of this 1219-nucleotide messenger RNA. It is a transcript of the gene pre2, whose product is annotated as proteasome core particle subunit beta 5. The record is from RefSeq and is a predicted model, not a curated record. Lineage: Eukaryota; Fungi; Ascomycota; Eurotiomycetes; Eurotiales; Aspergillaceae. The transcript is spliced from 6 exons. Gene Ontology annotation, molecular function: threonine-type endopeptidase activity. Gene Ontology annotation, cellular component: proteasome core complex. Bases 125 to 1030 code for a protein of 301 amino acids.